CCCCGGCGGCGGAGCAUGGCGGGCGCGGGGGGCGCGGGAGGAGCGGCCCCGGUGCCGGUGCCCCCCUGGUACCACCGGGACCUGAGCCGGGCGGCGGCCGAGGAGCAGCUGGCGCGGGCCGGGCGGGACGGCAGCUUCCUGGUGCGGGACAGCGAAAGCGUGGCGGGGGCCUACGCGCUCUGCCUGCUGUUCCAGAAACACGUCCACACCUACCGCAUUCUGCCGGACGAGGAGGAUUUCCUGGCCGUGCAGACGUCACAGGGGGUACAGGUGCGGCGCUUCAAGACGCUCAGCGAGCUGAUUGCCCUGUACCUACAGCCCAAUCAGGGGCUGGUCUGCACCCUGCUCUUCCCUGUCGAGAGGGAGAAAGAGAAGGAGACCGUGGAGGACAGGGACUACUCAGAUGGAGAGGAUGAGAAGCCACCGUUGCCACCACGCUCCGGCUCCACCAGUUUCUCUGGCACCUCAGUGGGGCUCAGCCCCACUGGCCUGGGACCAUCUGUGCCAGAGAGGCCAGUGGAGAGCACCAAUGGGCUCAGCAGCAUCUCUCAUGAGUACCUGAAGGGCAGCUACACCCUGGAUCUGGAGGCAGUGAAGGGAGGGGCCAACAGCCUCCCUCACCUCAACAAGACUCUUGUCACCUCCUGCAAACGGCUGCACAGUGAGGUGGACAAGGUGCUGGCAGGGCUGGAGAUCCUCUCCAAGGUGUUUGACCAGCAGAGCUCCCCCAUGGUCUCCAAGAUCCUGCAACAGACAGCAGGGCAGAGUGGAGAGCAGGAGCUGGAGAACCUGGUGCUGAAACUCUCUGUGCUGAAAGAUUUCCUGUCCUCCAUCGAGAAGAAGGCACUGAAGGCCCUGCAGGAGAUGAGCUCAGCCACCCCUGCCACGCCCCCUCAACCCCUCUCCCGCAAGGCCAAGAGCAUCCCAGUGCAGACCUUCGAGGUGAAGCUGGAUAUCACCCUGGGGGACCUGACCAAGAUUGGGAAGUCACAGAAGUACACGCUGAGCGUGGAUGUGGAGGGGGGUAAACUAGUGGUGCUGAAGAAGCAGAAGGACUCCCAGGAGGACUGGAACACCUUCACCCAUGACAAGAUUCGGCAGCUGAUCAAGUCACAGCGGGUGCAGAACAAGCUGGGCAUCGUUUUUGAGAAGGAAAAGGAUAAAACGCAACGGAAAGACUUUGUUUUUGUCAGUGCUCGGAAGCGUGAGGCCUUCUGUCAGCUUCUGCAGCUGAUGAAGAACAAGCAUUCUCACCAGGAUGAGCCUGACAUGAUCUCUGUCUUCAUUGGCACCUGGAACAUGGGCAGCGUUCCCCCCCCCAAGAACAUCACUUCAUGGAUCACCUCCAAGGGGUUGGGCAAGACCCUGGACGAGGUGACGAUGGCCAUACCACAUGACAUCUACGUCUUCGGCACCCAGGAGAAUUCCCUGGGAGACAAGGAGUGGGUGGACUUUCUGCGCACUGUCCUCAAGGACUUCACAGAGGUUGAGUACCGCCCGGUGGCCAUGCAGUCCCUGUGGAACAUCAAGGUGGUGGUGCUGGUGAAGCCAGAGCACGAGAACCGCAUCAGCCAUGUCAGCACCUCCAGCGUCAAGACAGGGAUCGCCAACACCCUGGGGAACAAGGGUGCUGUGGGUGUCUCCUUCAUGUUCAAUGGCACCUCCUUUGGCUUUGUCAACUGCCACCUCACCUCUGGCAAUGAGAAGACGGCACGGAGGAACCAGAACUACCUGGACAUCCUGCGCCUGCUCUCACUGGGAGAUAAGCAGCUGAGCUCCUUUGACAUCUCUCUUCGCUUCACCCACCUCUUCUGGUUUGGGGACCUCAAUUACCGCCUAGACAUGGACAUCCAGGAGAUCCUCAACUACAUCAGCCGCAAGGAGCUGGAGCCGCUGCUGAAGGUGGAUCAGCUCAAUCUGGAGAAGGAGAAGCACAAGGUGUUCCUGCGCUUUGGUGAGGAGGAGAUCACCUUCCCCCCAACCUACCGCUAUGAGCGGGGCUCCCGGGACACCUAUGUCUGGCACAAGCAGAAGCCCACAGGGGUGCGUACCAACGUGCCAUCCUGGUGUGACCGCAUCCUCUGGAAGUCCUACCCUGAGACUCAUGUCAACUGCAACGCUUAUGGGUGCACAGAUGACAUUGUCACCAGUGACCACUCACCCGUCUUCGGUUCCUUUGAAGUGGGAGUGACGUCCCAGUUCGUUUCCAAAAAAGGGCUCUCCAAGUCCUCAGAGCAGGCAUACAUCGAGUUUGAGAGCAUAGAAGCCAUCGUGAAGACCUCCAGUCGCACCAAGUUUUUCAUCGAGUUCUAUUCUACCUGCCUGGAAGAGUUUAAGAAAAGCUUCGAGAACGACAGCCAGAGCAGUGACAACAUCAACUUCCUCAAGGUGCAGUGGUCAUCCCGGCAGCUGCCCACGCUGAAGCCCAUCCUCUCUGAGAUUGAGUACCUGCAGGACCAGCAUCUCUUGCUCACUGUCAAAUCCCUUGAUGGUUACGAGUCCUACGGGGAGUGUGUCAUUGCCCUGAAGUCCAUGAUUGGCAGCACAGCACAGCAGUUCCUCACCUACCUGUCGCACCGUGGUGAGGAGACCGGCAAUAUCCGUGGCUCCAUGAAGGUCUGGGUGCCCACGGAGCGCCUGGGCACCCGUGAGAGGCUCUAUGAGUGGAUCAGCAUUGAUAAGGAUGAGACGACAGCCAGCAAAGGGAAGGUGCUGCUAGGAGCCAGGACCACCCAGGACAAUGCCAAGUCUGUGGGGCGGAAGCCCACCGGUGCUGAGCCCCCCACCACCAUCCAGGCGAAGCUCCCAGAGGAGCCCGAGAAGAGCAGCACCACAGCAGCACCGCGUCCCCCAGCCCCACACCGCAGCACCCCCAGGGAUGAGGCCACCCCAAGCCGGUCCAAGGUGGAGCCAGUGCCAGAGCUCUCUGGGGGUCCCCUGAAGAACAGCUUCAACAACCCAGCAUACUACGUUCUGGAGGGGGUCCCCCACCAGCUGCUGGUGCCAGGGGACCCUGGCAAGCCCCCCAAGGCCAAGGUGCAGCUGGCAGUGCCGGAGCGCUGCCAGUGCCCCUCGGCAUGCUGUGGUGGCGAGAGUGAUGAGGAAGAGGACCUCGGCACCCUGAACCUGCCACCGCCGGAUUUCCCCCCACCACCGCUGCCACGGGAGCUGGAGCUCCCCACAAACACCUUCUUGGGCACCCCCAAGGAGCUGCUGGCAUCCAGUGGGUGUGAGGACCCCAAAUCCCACCCUGCUGCCUUUGGAGAGGCUCCCCUGCCCAAGCUGCACCCCCGGCCACCCCCAGCCACCAGGGCUGGAUUUGGGAUGGAGGGGGCUGGUGGGAUGCCUGUUCCAGGGGGGCUACCUGCAGUUGGGGGACUGCCUGCUCCUGGGGGCCUGCCGGGAGGGCUACUGGAUGACCGCUCCUGCUCGGUGCUGCAGAUGGCCAAGACACUGAGUGAGGUGGACUACGGGGGUGGGAAGGGGAAGGUGGUCCCCCCACCACCGCUGCUGGCCAAAGGGGCGUUGCCUCCCCGCUGCCUGCAUCCUGACUAUGGCCGCCCCCUUGCCUUCCCUCCCCACUCCAUCCAGGAGAGCAUCCAGGAGGACCUGGCUGAGGAGGUGGGUGACACAGGGUGGGUGGGGGUCCUCAGCACAUCAGCUGGGGCUCCCUUUGGGGUGCCUAAUGGUGCCGAGGCUGUUGGGGUGCAGGCGCUGGGCCGUGGCGUGGGCACCGUGCCCGGUGUGGGCGAGUGGCUGCGGGCGCUGGGGCUGGAGCGGUACGAGGAGGGGCUGGUGCGCAAUGGCUGGGACGACCUGGAGUUCCUCAGUGACAUCACAGAGGAGGACCUGGAGGAGGCUGGAGUGCUGGAGCCUGGCCACAAGCGCGUCCUUCUGGAGAGCCUCCAGCUCCGCAAGUAGCUGCCACCGCACAUUCAGCAUCCCGUGCUUCCCAUGGCCCAGCAUCCCAGAUCCUGCAGCCCUGCGUCUCAGACCUUGCAGUAGUGUGUCCUGUGGCCCAGCAUCCUGCAUCCCACAGAUGUACAUCCUGGAUCCCAUGGCUGUGCAUUCUGUAUCCUGCUGCCACGUAUCCUGGAGCCCUGUGGCCCUGCAUCCUGCAGCUGAGCAUCCCAGAUCCUGCGGCCAUGCAUCCCAGAUCCCUCAGAUCCUGUGGCUAUGUGUCCGCAGCCCAGCAUCCUGUGACCCUGUAUCCUGGGUCCCAUGGAUGUGCAUCCCAGAUCCUGCAGCUGUGCAUCCUGCAGCUGAGGAUCCUUCAUCCCACAGUCCCACAUCCUGCAUCCAUUCAUCCCACCAUCUCCAGCAGCAAGUGGGAACCCCAUGACCUCCACAGCCCAUCCCCCACCCUGGAUGCAGGGUAAUGGGGUAGGAAGGGGGAGUGGGGGGACAGGGGGGUGGUGGGUCCCGGUCAGAUAAUUUCACAUGAGGAUCCCUACAGGGUGCCCUCACAUUUAAGUUAUUUUUUUUUAUUUAUUGGGAGAAGGGAUGGGGAAAGAGGUGUUUGGGGGUAACCUGGUUCCCUGGUUGGGAUCCUGGCUCCCCCCCAUGACCCCUCACAGCUAGGAGGAGGAGGCUCUGAGCAAAGUCAUGUCUCGACCCAAGUGCCUUCAUGAUGCUCUGGGGUGGGAUGGGAUGGGGAUGGGAUGGGAUAGCUCAGCCAGCCCCCAUAGACAACACUAAGCCCAGCUCAGGAUCCCUAUCCCCAACUCUAAGGAUCCUGUCCCCACCCUGAAGGUCCCAUCCCCAUUGUGAGGGUUCCUGUCUCCACCCUGGGCAUCCCUGUCCCCACCCCAGAGCACCUGUUCCCCUCAGGGUCCCUGUCCUGAAGAUGAAUGUCCCAUUCCCACCCUGGAAGAUCCCCAUCCCCACCCAGGGAAUGCCUGUCACCAUCCCUGGGGGCCCCAUCCCCUUGCUGUAGGCCUCUCUCCCAGCUACAGAGGAUCCUGUCCCCACCCUGGACCUCAUAUCUGCACACCAGAGGUUCUACCCCCACUCUGAUGAUCCCAAUCCGUGCUCUGGAUGUGCUGUCCCCACCCCUGGGGGUUCCUGUCCCCAUCUCUGAGAGUUCCAUCUCCACCCCAGGUACCCAUGUCUCCACCACAGGAGUCCCUGUCACCAUUCCUGGGGGUCCCAUCCCCACUAUGAUGGUUCCUGUUCCCACCCUGGAGGUGCUUUCCCCACCUCGGGGGUGCUGUCCUCAUUCCCAGGGGUCCCCACCCCCACCCUGAGGGUCCAUCCCACCCAGAGGUUCCAUCCCCAGGGGUCCUGUUGUCCCCAUACUGGGGAUUCCGUCCCUACCCCCGGAGUCCUGUCCCCACCAUGGGGUCCCAUUCCUACGUGGCAGGGUCCCCAUCCCCACUCUGGGAGUGCCUGCCCCAUGCUGGGGGUCCCAUCCCCAGCUGGGGAAUCCUGUCACAGCAGAGCCAGAUCAGUGCCUUCCCCCAGAGCCCAGCCCACACCAGCAGUGCCUCCGGGGCAGAUCCCCACUUCCAGACAGUUUGCCCAUUAGGUACUUGCUGGGUCUGUCCCCCCACGGGGGUUUGUGUUGCCCUUGGGGACAGUAGGGCUGGCAGCCGGGUCUCCUUGUGGGUGCUCAGCCCCCAGCCUUGUCAAGUGUCCUUCCAGGAGGGCCCUCAGGGUGGGAGUCCCCAGGACAGGGGUACUCCCACUGUGCUCUCCCCACUGGGAUGCUCCCUCCAGGCUCUCCUGUCCUCAGGGGGCAUGGGGGUGAUGCUACCCCCAGACCCCCCAACCCCUCACUCCGGCUGAGAUGAAGGAUGGGCCAGGUGCCCCUGGCAUACCCCAACAUCCCCUCUCUGUAACUGGGGGGGAUUAACUCCCCCCCACUAAACCCCCAGCUCCUGUGUUUGGAGGUGUUUGGUAAACCUGGAGUGAUUUUUAUCACGUUCAUGAAGUGGGUGUGGUGGAGCUCUCAGCGUGGCGAGGUGGGGAAUGGUCUGGGGAGGGGGACAAGGCGGGAACCCAGGGGGAAGAACUGGGUCCCAGUGUAAUCUGUGACCCCUCCAAGCUGGCUGUACUGGUCCCAGCAAGGUGGGGAUCAGGUUCCUUUUCCCCUUCUUGCCCACCUUGGGUACCUCAGACCACUCCCCCAACAGCCUGGCAUGCUCCUUGUCACCAAGACCUUCUUCAUCAUCACCGCCCAAAGGCCCCUAGAGGCCAGGGGGGCUGUGUGGGGCACCCGUCUCCUCACCCCACUUGAGGGGGCUUCCCAAGGGGUGCCCCUUCAGCAUCCUACAGCUGCUUGGGGUCUUUAAAUGGGGGCCACCCAAAAUAAUAAGGUCCUGGCGGUCUGUGGCAUCACCUGGGGGGUUCUGGUGGGUUUCAGAGGGUGCAGGGGUGGGGACCAUGCAGCCCCCCCACCCCUGUAACCCCUGGUGAGGGAGGGGUGCAACACGGCUGAGGGCCAGCAGCAGUGUCAAUAAAUUAAGUUUAAUUUGGA
Molecule: messenger RNA, 6478 nt
Organism: Serinus canaria (Common canary)
Lineage: Eukaryota; Metazoa; Chordata; Aves; Passeriformes; Fringillidae
Gene: INPPL1
Product: inositol polyphosphate phosphatase like 1
Exons: 27
Coding region: 16-3921 (1301 amino acids)
Biological process (GO): phosphatidylinositol dephosphorylation
Molecular function (GO): phosphatase activity; protein binding
Source: RefSeq, a predicted model, not a curated record